Messenger RNA from Cuscuta campestris, 1031 nucleotides. Lineage: Eukaryota; Viridiplantae; Streptophyta; Magnoliopsida; Solanales; Convolvulaceae. The record is from the annotation of a GenBank genome assembly.
UUCAUUUUUUUCAUCCUGCCUGGAUCCUUGAUUUAUAAAAAAAAAUUAACAUUAUUAAUUAGAUAGGAACAUUAAUUAAUUAGUACUAUUUUUUUUUCAUUUUCAUUCAUUUUAUUAUUGAUAAUCCUACUAUCAAUAAUAUUAUUUAACUCAUUUUUAUGAUUAUGGCUACUAUACCUUCCAUUUUCUUUUCCAUGAUAAUAAUAUCAUUAUUAUCAUCCCCAGCCGUAUACAUAUCCGCUGCCUCUUCUUUGCGCCCAAACGUCGCACUCCUCCGUCGAGCCUGCGCCACCACCGCCUCCCCCGACUUCUGCUUCAACUACCUCUCCAAAACCCCCUCCGUCGCCUCCGCGUCGCGGCGGUCCCUGCCGGCACUCGCCGCGGCGAUCACCGACACGGGGCUCACCUACGCGAAGCUGAUGAGGGAGUACGCGUCCAACAAGGCGGCGGCGCCGGAGACGCGCGCCGCCGCCGCUGGCAGGCCGGCGGCAUACGCCGAGUGCGCGCGGCUCCUGGGGGACACCGCGACGCAGCUCGAGAUCGCCGCCCAGAUGAUCGAGCAGAUUGCGUCGGCCGCCACCGCGGUGGACGACGCGAGCUACUCGCUCAUGAGGUCCGGCGACGGCGUGGCGGCGUGCAAGCAAAAGCUGGCCGCCGUCAAGGUGGAGGACCGGUACGUGAAGGUAUCGUCGAAGCAUGUGGAGGUUUACAGCGUCGCCGCCGACAACAUUUUGACGGACUUGAAGCGUAACGGGAAGAAGGUGAUCCACUAAUUAUGGAGAUGGAUGGCGGAGGCCGCGGCGUAACACGGUGGUUAAUUCGAUGAUAUAUGUAUAUAUCGAUCAGGAGAUUGAAAAAACAUCUCUUUUUCACUCCGUGUGUAAAACUGACUCAUCAAAUAUUCUGUUUCUCUAUAAAUUUUCUUCUAAUUAUGCAUUGGGAUAUUGAGUAUAAAAUUUCAUGAAUGCUCUUCUUAUUACAUGUGAUUUUCUAUAAAAUGUGGAUGAGAUGAUUAAAUUAUUUUCACAUUG